UUGUCAUAUCAACAUAGUGCAGUUCAAGAUCGUUCGACGUAUCGACUGAAAACUAACAAUUCAAAUACCGUAUCUGUUGUUGCAGACAUGACUUACGCUUCUCAGAAUGUGAUGCCUUUUGUAAGUGAACUUAGAGCGACGGGACAUGGAGAAGUUUGGGAUCACACAGAUGAAAAAAAGUUACAACAGUUUGGUUGGAGAUGCACAAAUACAGAGAGCUCGUAUAACACAAGCACUCUAAUAGGAAACUGGAAUGAACAACGAUUUGAUAUAAACAGGAUUUCAAAACCAAAACCUAUUCCUUCACAGGUAAGAUACAUGUUAUAGAUGUAGACACGUUAACAUAUUUGUAUGGACCAUAAAAUAAUGUACAGAAUCAGCUUAAUUUAUUCUGGCGGCACAAUGAAAAGACCUCUCACAAGAAUUUUUUAUUUAAUUUUCCAGUAUAAUCAUUACUUUGAGACAACUUACGGUUCUGGAUACAAUACAGUCGACACCAAUAAAGUACCGGAAUCCUUGAAGCAUCUUGAAGGUAAGUAAAAGUUUUUGUUUAUGUUAUGCCUCAAUACAAUUCUAUUGCGUGACAAAAUAAUAGUGGAUUGUGUUACAAAUACCGCGACCCGCGCUUUGUCCUUUUGUUGUCUAGUGGGCUGAUGAUGGCUUUAAAUCAAACCGAAAUACUUUCACUUACCCGCCAACCUUUACCUACCAUUUGGGAUUUUUUUUUUCAAAUGACAUAAAAAUAAAACACGCAAAGCCUUCUUAUCUUUGUUCUGAGGUAACCAACCAGUGUAUUUGAAUCCGCAACAACAUAAGCAACUGAGAAAUGGCAGUGCUGCUGGAUGAAGUAUCACCUGACUAACAAACCUGAGGCUGGCUAUGCGCUCAUUUAACCCCCUUUCUGUUAGCGCUUCCUUUUACUGGUAUUUAAAUCUACUAGAAGCUCCAUGGAAAGGAAAGAAGUUGUAAUAAGGAUUUUUGGUUACACCUCAGGACGGAACUUGGGGCCUCCCACAUGGAAGGCUAUGCACUAACCAACUGUGCUUAUCCUUCCUAAUCAUGUGUUGCACUUAUUUCAUUGUCACAUUCAAAACAAAUUCUUGAUCAACUGGUUCAAAUUUAAUUCAAAUUCAUGAUCAAAUGAAUAUUUAAAAAAAAUUAUUUAAUUGUUUUUGCAUUUUAGCAAGGGAGCCAACUGCAUUUCCAGGUCAUCAACCUGAGCUUGACCCUCCACAGCUCAAGAGACAAUAUAAUUCAUUGUUAACUACAUCCAGAGCUGCCUUUGGUGAUCCUAAACCGACACAAAAAUAA
Messenger RNA from Porites evermanni, 1311 nucleotides. Lineage: Eukaryota; Metazoa; Cnidaria; Anthozoa; Scleractinia; Poritidae. The record is from the annotation of a GenBank genome assembly.